AUGGACGCAGCCAAGGUGACCCCCACCACUCUGCCCCUGACGUCGACUGCCGCAGCCCAGCACCCCAUCAUGCAUGUGGUGCCUGGCCCAAAGGACGAUCAGCAGGAUCCCAGCCCUUCUGCUACAGGCGGCUCGGCCACCUCACCCAACGCUGCCCACCACGCCAACCCCGAGCCAUUCGCCGCUCUGAGGGCAUUCACGCAGCAAGUCGAUGCCGACAGACAGCAGCAGCAGCAGCAACAACAGCAGCAGCAGAGGGGUGCGUACGCGACCACCCUCUCCCCUGUGACCACGUAUCCGCUCCACCCGAUGUCAGCUCAGCCCUCGAUUAUAUCUCGGGGCCCGUCGCCGAGCCGGCUGGUGGCUAGGGGAGCGGGGGGAGCGAGGUCGCCGGGGAAGGUGUCCUUAGUGGCCAGCGGGAAGCCGCCAGCCGGGGGGCUCCAUGAGGGGUGAGAUCCACGGAUGGACGAUGCACCCACUCAGUGUGCCAGGCAUGGCAUCGGGUGGGGUGUCUUGUGUGUGAUGCCGGUGUGCUGUGCAGGAACGUGAAGCUUGUGCAGCCGGCCGUGCCCCCGGCUGGUCAGAAGUCAGUUGUUGAUUUGCAGGGAGGAAAGUCCAACAAGAUGACAGCGCUGAGGUAGCCGCUCACACACAUGGUCGUACAGCCGAAGUGGGCACGGCCGCUUCACCCUUCCUCUCUGCCUGUUUUGCUCUUGCCCAUCAGUGUUGAGUUGCCUAAGGGUCAGUCGAAGGGCUCUGAUGGGUCAGGGUCGGCCGCCGCCAACGCAGGACAGACACAAGGGUGAGGAGAGCAGACACGCCACUGCACACACAGCAACAGGAAGGGGGCUGUCUUCCUGGGUCCUGUAUUGCUUGCUUCUGGUGUAUCUAUCUAUGGUGCUUUGUGUGCGUCAGCACUUCGCAGCCCGUGUAUCAUGGCAUGUACCGCGCCCCCAGUGGGCCAUGCUUUCCAUUCGCACAGUCAUACCCAGGGUGGGUGGGUAACCACACACAGAAACACCCAGAACCCAUCCAAUCCACGUGUAAGGCCUCUCCCUCCCUCUAUAUAUCAUGAUUUCUCGAUGCAGCAACGGCCCUGGUGUAGGUCCUGAUGGUUCUACUACCGCGUCUCCCUUCUACCGCUACCCCUCCAUGCCCCCCACCUUCACAGCCAAGUACCCCAUCGGCGGCAGCCACCCGCCGGUAUCCAUGCAGCGGGCCAGCACUGACCCAGCAGCCCCAGACGGGAAGCCCAAGACCCCCAGCUGCUUCCCCAUGGCCACCGCCACCUACUCCCCUUUUGCCCCCAUCUCCCACGACCCGUUCGCCGUCUUCUACGCGCAGCACCCGCACACAGCCAACAUGUACACGCACCUUAACGGCGGGCCCACGCCAGCAGCACAAACAGCACCGCCAGCACCACCCCCUGCCCAGGGCAAGAAAGGUGGCAAGGGCAAAGGCGAUGGGGUGGCAGUUGUGGGCCAGAGGAGGAGUCCGAGGGUGGCUGGCCGAGGGGGUGCGGAAGUCGCGACCACCGGCAGCAAGGGCAAACGGGACAAGAAACACGAGAAGGGCAGGGAGGGCAGGCGCGCCAAGAAGGAGGAAGCGGGCAGUGGGGGCCAGGAACAGCAGCACCAGCAGCAGCAGCAGCAGCAGCCACAGCAGCGUCAGCUCAACACCAUCCCUCUGACGCUCCCCACUCUGCCCACCGCCCUCCCCGGGUCAGGGCUGUCCCUCACCACCGCCGCGCAGCGCAUCCUCAUGGGCACCGGCAGCCACUCUGACACAUCGGGCUCCUCCCCCGAGCCCCGCCACCGGCUUCUGUUUGCCAUGCCGCACAGUCAGGAGCUGCCCGCGUCGCCAUCCAUGCACCCCAUCCCCCUGCCCCAGCUGCGCGCCUCUCUCCGCAGCCCCUCUCCACCGAAGAGAAAGACCACCACCACCGCCCCCAAGCACCACCCCAAGCGGAAGGCCAAGGCGAAGGCCGAGGCGAGCGCCAAGCGAGGCCGUCGGCGGCAGGGCAGUAUGUCCCGGGUGCUGUGGCGGGGUUCGGGCGGCCGGUUCACACACAAGCCCGACGGUGAUGACGACUGGCAGGCAGAGGACGACGAGCAGGAGAGCGGUGCUCGGGGGUGGAUCCAGGUGGUCGUGGCGGACGCACCCGCACAGCAGACGACCGCAGAGGCGGGUGGGGGCGACCAGCCAGCCGCGGCAGCAGAGGAGCAGAAAAACGAGGGGGAGGCCGCGGCAGCAGCAGCAGCAGUAGUGAAGAAGGAACCUGGUGUUGCUGCGAUGGGUGUUGCGGGUGGUGUGAGGGGUGUGGGUGGCUCCACCAUGAUCGACACCAUUCGCUCGCGGCGUCGGCAGAAUCCCGCCCGCUAUCGCGACGACGGCCAGGACGAGGAUGGCAAUAACGACGACGACCCUUUCGCCUCCUCCCGAGGGGCCGGGCGCCGCAAGCGUGCGGCCAAGAUCAGGGCCACCAAGCAGCAGCAGCAGCAUGAGCAUUUGGCCAGGGGUCUGUACGAGGAGGCCUACGCCAGCCUGGAGGGCUACGUCGUCGGCUACAGUGCUGAGGAGGGCAUGGAGGGCCUGCCGGAGGACCACCCUGCACUCGCCGUCCAGCCGCCCCAGAAGCGGCCCAAGGGCAGGGGGGGCCGCAGGAAGAAGGACCCCGGACAAGAGGCCUUCUCACCUGACGACCCCUUCUUCGCAGCAGGAGCGGCCGCAGCUGCUGCAGCGGGCUAUGCCGACGAGCCGUAUGACGAGACGGCCGGCAUGGAGCAGAUGGACUACGGUGAGGAGGGGCUCGAGUGUCCCGGCUACACCGACCCAUUCGCAGGCUACGAGCAGCACCACCAGCAGCAGCAGCAGCAGCCCCCUCUCCUCCCAUCUGUGGGUCGGGGCGGCGGCCGCAGAGGCAAGCGCCGUUUGAAGCGGUCAGCGGCCGAGAGGGACAUGGACGAUUUCCUGUUUGGCGAUGACAUGAAUGAGGGCAUGGAGGGCGGUGACGACGAUGAGGAGGGGGGAGACUUCUUCCAUCACGGGGGCGACAUCCAGUGGGAUGCCAGCGGGGGCCAGCUGCCACCGCGCCGGCGGUUCAAGCCCCGCGCCCUGAGUGAGUUCCUGACAGGUGACCUUCUCCCCUUCCUCUCCAAGCAUGACAAGGCCGACCGCAAACCGCACCGGUCAUCCCGCAGAAAACGACGCCGCCGGCACGGUGGUGGCAGCUCGCCAGACAACAGCCACCUCUUCCACGGCACUGCUCUCCCCGUCCUCCCAUCCGAUUUCGGCACACUCGCUAUGCCCAAGAAGGAGGACGCCGAACAAGAGGCUUUCUCCCCUGACGACGUGGCCGGCGGUGAGGACCAGGAGGCCAUGUUUGGCGCGGCUGCGGACGAUGGUGCCGGUGCUGGUGAUGGUGACGGUGAUGUGGGCAUGGAGGGAGAGGGAGAGGGAGAGGGAGAGGGGGAGGAUGACAAUGAGGGAGUGGACGAGAGUUGGGAUGAGGGCGAGGGUGACCAUGAGGGCGGCGAGCUGCUAGAGGAGGAGAGCCCUGAUGGUGCUGAUGGUGAGAUGGAGGGCAUGGGCAUGGAGGAGCAAGAAGAGGACCAGCCGAUGGAGGAGGAAGACGAGGAGGAUGAGGAUGAGGAGGGAGAGGAACAGCUAUAUGACCAUGAGCAGGACCAUGAGCAGCAAGAGGAGCAGGAGGGUCAGCGUUUGUGUAUGACCCCACAUGGCCAUAUCGGAUGCACUGCACACUGACCAACCACACACACCCAGACAGACAGACAGACGGACAUGUUGGUUGAAGUCAACCAGACGAGUCGAGGAUUGUCGCUUUCUGUAUUCUUGUCCGCUUGCAGCGUGAACCUGGCUAGUCCGCGUGGAGCCUCCGGUCGCCUGCGUGGCGGGUGCGGGUGCCUGCCUGCCUCCCUGCCUGCCUGCAUAGCUGUUGACGGGCUGCUGCCGUGCCCAUGUGCUUGCCUGCCUGCCUGCCUGCCUGCCUGGCUGCCUCGUGUGAGCACCAUUGGACCCUCUUGUGUGUGAGCACACUAUGUACGUCCG
This is a messenger RNA of Vitrella brassicaformis, 4068 nucleotides long. NCBI's taxonomy places the organism in Eukaryota, Vitrellaceae. The record is from the annotation of a GenBank genome assembly.